This is a messenger RNA of Cannabis sativa, 2402 nucleotides long. Its product is annotated as actin-interacting protein 1-2. Gene Ontology annotation, cellular component: cortical actin cytoskeleton. Gene Ontology annotation, molecular function: actin filament binding. NCBI's taxonomy places the organism in Eukaryota, Viridiplantae, Streptophyta, Magnoliopsida, Rosales, Cannabaceae. The transcript has 6 exons. The record is from RefSeq and is a predicted model, not a curated record. Gene Ontology annotation, biological process: actin filament depolymerization; positive regulation of actin filament depolymerization. Bases 174 to 2003 code for a protein of 609 amino acids.
AAUCAUUUCUUCUCCUUCUUCGUGCUGAGCACCAGAUCGGAAACCCAAUAUAUAUAUAAAACCCAAAACCUUUCAAAUCUUCAUAUUCUCGACUCACUCCAAAUCCCGAGUUCCAUUCCGAGUUCGACUCAGUAGUACCCCAUUGAAGCUCUCUCUCUCUUUCUCGGAAAACAAUGCCAGACCUCGCCGAGACUUACGCCUGUGUUCCUUCGACGGAGCGAGGCCGAGGGAUUCUCAUCUCCGGAAGUCCGAAAUCCAAUUCAAUUCUCUACACUAAUGGCCGAUCCGUAAUCAUUCUCAAUCUCGAUAAUCCUCUUGAGGUUUCUGUUUAUGCUGAACAUGCUUAUCCCGUUACCGUUGCAAGAUUCUCUCCCAACGCUGAGUGGAUCGCCUCUGCUGAUGUGUCUGGAAGUGUCAGGAUCUGGGGGACUCGGAAUGAAUUUGUUUUGAAGAAUGAGUUUAAGGUUCUUUCUGGUCGGAUUGAUGAUCUUCAGUGGUCUCCUGAUGGGAUGAGGAUCGUUGCUUGUGGUGAUGGGAAAGGAAAAUCAUUGGUUCGUGCUUUUAUGUGGGAUUCAGGAACAAAUGUGGGUGAGUUUGAUGGCCAUUCAAGGAGAGUUCUGAGCUGUGCAUUUAAGCCAACACGGCCAUUCCGUAUUGCCACAUGUGGAGAGGACUUUUUGGUUAACUUUUAUGAAGGACCGCCAUUCAAAUUUAAGCAAUCUAACAGAGAUCAUUCGAAUUUUGUCAAUUGUUUGAGGUAUUCUCCAGAUGGGAGCAAGUUCAUUAGUGUGAGCUCUGACAAGAAAGGUAUUCUCUUUGAUGGAAAGACCGGAGAGAAAAUUGGAGAGCUCUCCUCGGAAGAUGGACAUAAAGGAAGCAUUUAUGCUGUUAGCUGGAGUCCUGAUGGGAAACAGGUUUUGACUGCAUCUGCUGAUAAAUCUGCUAAGGUAUGGGAUGUAUCUGAGGAUGGAAAUGGAAAAGUGAAAAGAACAUUAACUUGUCCUGGCUCAGGUGGUGUAGAUGACAUGCUAGUUGGGUGCCUAUGGCAGAACGAUCACCUCGUUGUUGUUUCACUCGGAGGAACAAUUAGCAUAUUCUCAGCAACUGAUAUCGAUAAAGCCCCUCUGUGUCUAUCUGGGCACAUGAAGAACAUUACUUCAUUAUCUGUUUUGAAAAACAAUCCAAAAGUUAUACUGUCCAGUAGUUAUGAUGGUCUAAUAGUAAAAUGGAUUCCAGGCACUGGAUAUAGUGGAAAGUUACAGAGGAAGGAAAACUCUCAAAUCAAAUGUUUUGCUGCUGUUGAGGAGGAGAUUAUUACUUCUGGUUUUGACAACAAGGUAUGGCGAGUUCCUGUUCUUGGUGAUCAAUGCGGAGAGGCAAAUUCAGUUGAUGUUGGCAGUCAACCGAAAGAUUUAAGCCUUGCUCUUCUUUCUCCCGAGCUUGCUUUGGUUGCAACUGAUUCCGGAGUUGUCAUGCUUCGGGGAACAACCAUUGUAUCAACUAUUAACCUUGGAUUUGCUGUGACAGCUUCUGCAAUUUCACCUGAUGGAAGUGAAGCCAUCAUUGGUGGUCAGGAUGGUAAACUUCGUAUAUACGCAAUUGCUGGCGACACACUUACAGAAGAGGCAACCCUUGAGAAACACCGUGGCGCUAUUACUGUUAUUCGUUACUCUCCUGAUGUCUCAAUGUUUGCAUCAGCAGAUGUGAACCGGGAAGCUGUUGUUUGGGAUCGUUCCUCUCGUGAGAUAAAAUUAAAGAACAUGGUAUACCACACCGCGCGUAUAAAUUGUCUUGCUUGGUCUCCAGACAGUAGCAUGGUUGCUACCGGAUCACUCGACACUUGUGUCAUCAUUUAUGAAGUGAACAAGCCGCCAGCAAGCCGUUCAACCAUAAAAGGCGCUCACUUGGGCGGUGUUUAUGGAUUAGUUUUCACCGAUGACCACCAUGUCAUGAGCUCUGGCGAGGACGCCUGUGUUCGUGUUUGGAAGCUAACUCCACAGUGAUAUUCUCAAGAACAAACUUAGUCAAACGUGCUUCAGGGGUUUGUUUUCUUUUCUCUUUCUUUGUUUUUUGUUUCUUGGCUAGCAUGCUUAUUACCAAACUGAAUGAAUCGUAAAUGUCGAAGCUGAAAAUGGAUGGUUUUCCUUUUUUAUUGUAACCGAUCGUCCAUACGCGGCUCCCUUUAUGAUGAUUUCGGUAAAGUGAUACUUCUCCUUCUCCAUGUUGAAUCAUAGAAAAGCUUUUUCUUCAUAAGGUGUUGUCUCUUUUUUAUUUAUUAUUUUUCCAAACCCAUCUUCUUCAAUGGGUCUUGUGGUGAGAAUGUGAGAUAGUUUUUUAUUUAUUGUGUAAUCUUAUGUAUUUUUUUUUUUCUAUAUUAAUGUUAUAAAUUGUGUUUUUGAGUA